Messenger RNA from Hyaloscypha bicolor E, 810 nucleotides. RefSeq names its product NAD(P)-binding protein. The coding region runs from base 1 to 810 and encodes 269 amino acids. Gene Ontology annotation, molecular function: oxidoreductase activity. NCBI's taxonomy places the organism in Eukaryota, Fungi, Ascomycota, Leotiomycetes, Helotiales, Hyaloscyphaceae. The record is from RefSeq and is a predicted model, not a curated record. The transcript has 2 exons.
AUGCAUUUCAUCUACAAAAGAGUCCUGAUCAUCGGCGCAACAUCUGGCAUAGGCAUCGCUCUCGCAGAGAAAAUAAUCGCCAACGGUUCCCACGUAGUCGCCGUCGGCCGCAGAAAAGAUCGUCUCGACUCCUUGGUCGAAAAAUACGGAUCGGAGAAGGUCUCAGCGCUGCAAUUCGACAUCACGAACCUGGGAGGGAUCCCAUCUUUCGUGAAAACCGUUCUCGCCUCCCAUCCCGACCUCGACUCCGUCCUCCUCUCCUCCGGCAUCCAACGCCCCCUCGAUUUCUCUUCUCCAGAAAGCAUCGAUCUUGAUCUCGUCUCAACAGAAUCAACAACAAACUACAUCUCCUAUAUCCAUAUCCUCAAAUAUCUCCUCCCAUACUUCCUCUCCUCCUCAUCUUCCGCUUCACCUAAAUCCCUAAUCUUCAUCUCGAGCGCGCUGGGUCUAGUUCCCAUACCGAAAGUGGCAGGAUACUGUGCAAGUAAAGCAGCAUUGCAUCAUUUGAUAUUGUGUAUUAGGGAACAAGUGGGAGGGAAAGGGGUCAAGGUGGUAGAGAUUGUGCCGCCGGCUGUGAGGACUGAGUUGCAUGAUUAUGAUGGGAAUGAAGAGAAAGGUUUAGGUGGGAGAGGAAAGGGGGUAGGGAUGGAUUUGGAAGUUUUUACUGAGGAGGUAUGGAAGGGCUUGGAGGAGGGGAAGGAUGAUAUUGCUGUGGGUAUGGCGGCGAAGGCGUAUGAGGUUUUUGAGGAGAAGAGACAGGGGAUGUUUAGGAUGUUGAUGGAGUUAAUGAAGGGUAGUGGGGAAAAGUGA